Molecule: messenger RNA, 1303 nt
Organism: Musa acuminata AAA Group (dessert banana)
Lineage: Eukaryota; Viridiplantae; Streptophyta; Magnoliopsida; Zingiberales; Musaceae
Exons: 2
Coding region: 481-903 (140 amino acids)
Source: RefSeq, a predicted model, not a curated record
UCUUCCAUCCUUAUCCGAUCCUUUCUCGAUCCCUUUAAACCAUCUUCGCUUUCUUAUUUCUGGCGGUGUUAAUCGUUUUAUCUACAGAUUUGUUGCCUUCUUUUUAGCUGCGAAUGAUUUGAUGGUCGAAGUUUGGUAUUUUAUCCGGUUCUGAUGAUUAGUUGAGCAAAUGGUAGCGUCUCUCAUGUUCCUUGCAUCUCGAUGUUCGAAGCAUGAUUCUGAUGAAUUCAAAUGUCUCUUUUUCAUACAAUAUUCAUUGCUUGACCAUCAAGAGUAGAUGAUCCGAUAGCGGCGUUAUUUUAUGGUUGAAUUUCACAUUUUUGGUAGAUUUAUGUUCAUCUUUUUAAUUGAUCGAGCAAUGUUUUCAAGUGUUAUGUUUAUAUUCGUCUUACAAGGAUUAAUCGGCGAUAUGCUGUUUGGAAUCAGGGAGUGGAAGGGACUUGAUUCCGUAGGAGAGGGAAAGGAGACAUCAAGGUGAUCAUGGAUAGGCAGAGAACUCAUGAUUGGGAGACUCAUGGAAAGAGCAAUGAUAUAGAUGAGAGCACACCGAUCAACAAAGUUAAAGGUCCUAAUGUGUUUGAACGAGCAAAGGAAGAGAUUGAAGCCCUUGUAGAAGCUCUCCACCCCAAGGGGAGUCCUCAACAUGAGCAUCAUGAAAGGAAUUAUGAGAAGGAAGUAGAAUCAUCCAAUUUACUUGAGAGAGCAAAGAAAGGGACUGAUGAACCUGUGCACAGGGGGAAAACACACCAUAAAGAGACUCAUGGUAUGAGCAAUGAUAUUGAUGAGAACACUCCUAUUGGUGAAGUUGUAGGCCCAAACGUGUUUGAACGAGCCAAGGAAGAAAUUGAGGCCCUUGUGGAAGCAAUUCAUCCAAAAAAAGAAUCGGACAAUAAGCCACAAUAAAAGAUGUCUAUUGCAAAAAGGUUUGAGAAAUCCUGCCCUCCUUUCAGUAUGGCGAAGAAUUAGCUCUAAAGGUUUAGAGUUUUGUUGAUUAUCUAUAUGUGAUUGCAUAAUUGUCUGUAAACAGUCAACAUCCUCAGUACUUGGGGGUUUGUUUUGUUGGCAGUGAACAUUACCAAACUUGGUUUCCUUGCUAGAGCCUGCUUUUCUUUAGGAGAGAUUACAAACACAGAAGAGGCUCUUACCUAGUUUACAAGAUGUUUUUACUUUCAUUGGGACCAUGCUCAUCAUGCCAUUGUUAGGCUAUUUGAUUACUGAUGUUAUGUGAGAUAUCAAAUCUUCACUUUGUGGAACUGUAUUUGACUCCAGCUGUAUAUUAGUGUGAUACCUCGUUUCUUGUGAA